Seminavis robusta is the source of this 597-nucleotide messenger RNA. Lineage: Eukaryota; Bacillariophyta; Bacillariophyceae; Naviculales; Naviculaceae. The record is from the annotation of a GenBank genome assembly.
AUGACACGCUGUACUCUCUGUGACGCUUUAUUUCAGGUACCCUCCAAGUACAAAGCGUUUCCCAUCUGUCCCCCAUGUUACGACUCUGCCUUUGACCUGGAUAUGAAAGUGACCCGGAAACUGAAAUGGGAGGAACCCAGUGAAAUCAUGGACGGCUUGUUAUGGUUGGGUGGAGAAGGAAGUACAUUGGAUCGGGAUUGGCUGCUCCAGCACGGUAUCCGCCGUAUUCUGACGGUCGCCACUCACAUGGAACGAAUGACGCACCAUGAAGGCAUUCAAUACCAGCAAAUCGAUGUCGAUGAUGAUCCCUCGGAGGAUUUGAAACAACACUGGAAGUCAGCGUUUGAAUUUCUUGACCAGGCCAAAAAUGAUAACUCGGGUAUUCUGGUACAUUGUGUGUCCGGUAUAUCCCGGUCAGGUGCCACGGUUGUCGCUUAUGUGAUGCAUUCGCAAGGAAUUCAGUAUGAUGAAGCACUUGCCAGAGUCAGAAGGAGGAGACCCUGUGUGUCUCCUAACGGCGGGUUUCAAGAUCAGCUUCGAGCAUUUGAGAAAACAUUGAAGCUGCAAGUGCCAGGGUCUACUAAUAGACCUAGCUAG